UGGCAGUACAAAGGAAACAUCUCAAGUGGUUUUUCUGCAGUCACGGUGGCAGUGGCAUUUGAAACAUGGCAGACAUCAUUGACUGUAAUUUUCCUGUGUGGGGCCUACUGCCUAAAAAAGAAACAGGUGUCACUCAAUUUCUCACGAAAUAUCCCGAAUACGAUGGACGAGGCGUCGUUAUUGCUAUUCUCGAUUCCGGUGUCGAUCCUGGAGCACCGGGUAUGCAGGUGACCUCGGAUGGGAAAACAAAAAUAAUUGAAAGAUUUGACUGCAGUGGUGCUGGCGAUGUUGACACAAGCAAAGUUGUACAGGCUCCAGAUGGAUAUAUAAUUGGUAUCACAGGUCGUAAAUUAAAGGUCCCUACGAAUUGGAAUAAUCCAAGCGGCGAAUAUCAUAUCGGGGUAAAAAAUUUAUUUACAUUGUAUCCUGGCAAAUUAAAAGACAGAGUUACAGCAGAAAGAAAAAAAAGAUUUUGGGAUGACGGACAAAAAGCUGCUCUCGCAGAAGCUUCUAGACAGUUACAAGAAUUUGAGGCGAAGAACUCACAAUUAUCCACCUUAGAAGAAAAAUUAGAAAAAGAGGAAUUAGAAGCUAGAGUUGAAGUACUCAACAAUGCAGAAAAAAAAUAUUCAGAUUCUGGACCUAUGUAUGAUGUUGUUGUAUUCCACGAUGGCAAUGUCUGGAGAGCAUGUAUUGAUACUUCUGAAGAAGGCGAUUUAGAAGCUGGUGUUUAUCUUGGAGAAUAUUCUUUGACAAGAGAAUAUGCUCCCCUAAAUCAAGAAGAUCAGUUAAAUGUUAGCAUUAAUGUUCAUGAUGAUGGAAAUACCCUUGAAAUAGUUAGUCUCUGUUCAAGUCACGGAACGCACGUAGCUUCAAUAGCAGCAGCAUAUUUUCCUGAAAAUCCAGAAUUAAAUGGUGUAGCACCUGGUGCUCAAAUAAUUUCACUAACAGUCGGAGAUGGACGUAUAGGCACUAUGGAAACAGGAACAGCAAUAGUAAGAGCAAUGAUACACAUCAUGCAGCGUAAAGAAAAAAUUCAUGUUAUAAAUAUGAGUUAUGGUGAACAUGCUCAUUGGUCUAAUACAGGACGAAUAGGAGAAUUAAUGAACGAAGUUAUUGAUAAAUAUGGUAUAACGUGGGUUGCGUCUGCUGGAAAUCUUGGACCAGCAUUAUGUACUAUUGGAACACCACCAGACAUCAAUUCAAACAGUAUUAUUAGUGUUGGUGCUUAUGUUUCACCUGAUAUGAUGGUGGCUGAAUACUCCCUGAGAGAAAAAAUGCCUGGUAUGCCAUAUACAUGGUCUUCUCGCGGUCCGAUGAUAGACGGUGGUUUUGGUGUUACUGUAUGCGCUCCUGGUGGAGCUAUUACGAGUGUUCCUAAUUUCACAUUAAGAAAAAGUCAACUUAUGAAUGGUACAAGUAUGGCCAGUCCACAUGUCACUGGUGCCAUUGCGGUACUUAUAUCUGGACUUAUUGCUAAGGGUUGUGCAUAUUCUCCGUACAGUAUCAAAAGAGCGCUUGAAAAUACUGCUUUAUACAUAUCGAAUUUAGAUCCAUUUGCACAAGGUUCAGGUUUAUUGCAAGUUGAACGUGCAUUUGAUAAUCUCGUUACCUAUUGCGAUGUACCAGAAAGAGAUAUCAGAUUUUCAAUCAAUUGUGGGACAAAUAAUUCCAAAGGAAUUCAUAUGAGAGUCGGUGUUAUUGAUCGGCCGAAAGAUUAUUCAGUUACUGUUGAACCAAUAUUCCUUGAUAGUGAAAACACUGAUCCAUCACGUAAAAUUGAUUUUAAUUUAAAAUUGACUUUGGUGUGCGAGGUAUCUUGGGUUCGAUUCCCAACGCAUCUUGAUCUAAUGCAUAUGCCCCGUGCUUUCGCAAUUAGUAUCGAUGGUUCUAAUUUGCCAGAAGGUGUUCAUGCUACAAGUGUUAGAGCUUAUGAUGUAACCAAUAUUGCAAAAGGGCCAGUGUUCCAAAUUCCUAUCACGGUAGUGCAACCAAUGGUACUGCCAAAAACAGCUCUUCUCCCUGAUCUAACAUAUACAAAUGUUUUAUUUAAACCAAAUACAAUCCAGCGUCAUUUUAUUCUCGUUCCCGAAGAUGCCACGUGGGCAGUCCUCAAGAUAAGGAGUACGGAAAAAGACAAGACUAGUAGAUUUGUAGUUCAUACAAUUCAACUGAAACCACGAUUAGCAUGUAAAACACUUGAAGUUAACAAAAUGAUAGGAGUUACACCACAAGCAGAAUGUGUACAACCAUUUGCUGUUGAGGGUGGUUUGAUUGUGGAAGUUGUUAUUGCAAAAUAUUGGGCAAAUUUGGGGGAUAUGUUAAUAGAUUAUACAAUAGAAUUUCAUGGUCUUCGUAUAAUAAAUGGUAACUUAACGAUGCAAUCGGGCGAUGGUAUAAAUCGCUUAGAAUUACGAAGUUCUUUGAGAAUCGAAGAAGUUGUACCAUGUGUCACUCUUAAAUCAUCUGUACAAAUUUUAAAACCGACGGAUUCAAAAAUUAUUCCUUUACGAGCUCGUGAUGUUAUUCCACCUGCCAGACAAAUUUAUGAAUUACAAUUAACAUACACAUUCCAUUCGGCAAAAGCAACUGAAGUUACCCCAAAUGCUGCAUUACUUAGUAAUUUGCUGUAUGAGAGUGAAUAUGAGAGUCAAAUGUGGAUGAUAUAUGAUUCCAACAAACAACUUAUUGCCUGUGGUGAUGCAUACCCAUCUAAGUACACUAUUCAAAAAUUGGAAAAAGGUGACUAUACAUUGAAGAUGCAUGUGCGUCACGAAAAGAAAGAGUUAUUAGACAGAUUAACAGAUAUGCCUUUGCUUUUGAGUCAAAAACUUAACAAUCCAAUAAUACUUGAUAUUUAUGCCAGUCAAUCUCAGGCCAUAAUUGGUGGAAAAAAGAUGGUCGCUGCAUCUAUUCCACCUGGACAUAUUCUUCCCUUAUUUGUUGCACCUAUGUCAAAUGAAAACAACCAUUAUUUCGACCGACUACCCAUAAAUAGACAGAAACAAAAACAGUGCAACUUCAUGAGGCAUAGCGGAUUGUUAAAUAGUGGGAAUCGUUUUCUCUCACUUUAUUACCGAAGAAGAAUAUCCAAAGGUGCUACUCUUGGUAGUUAUCUUCAAGGUACAAUUACGUUUUGUAAAGACGAGUUGGAGAAGAAAGUAGAUAGCCAUACGUUUAAAUACAUAUUAUCUGAAUCUACUAAGAAAUCAAGCAAUGCUACGUCUAAAACGGAUAAAGAAAAGACUACCAAAUGGGAUGAAUAUAAUGAGGCAUUACGAGAUUUAAAAUGCACAUGGCUUGCAAAACUCGCACCAUCUAUAAAACCAGGUGAAUAUGCAAACUUAUUGUAUGGAGAAUUGAAGAACAUCUUCUCAGACCACUUGCCUGUACACACUGCUAUGUUAACAUCUUUGGAUUCUCCUGAAGCACGUCGUCAUGUACCUCAUGAUGAUAUCUCUGAAAAUUCUAUUGCUCUGGCCAAUCAAAUACUAGCCGUUGCAGAUGUUGUCAUAACAAAUAUUGAUCAGGAUAAACUAUUAGCCUACUAUGGCCUAAAGACUGAUCAACGACCUGAUGCUGCCAAAAUUAAAGCAACGAUGGAUAAGCAAAAGAAUACAUUAGUAGAAGCAUUGGUGAAGAAAGGUUGUGCGUUAGCACGAUUAUACGUUCAUGGUACAAAAAAAGGUGACGGUAAUAGUUCUCACGAGCAUUUACUUGAGGGUGUUACUAACGUAUGGCAAGAAGUACAGAAAUUUGCUGAACCAACUGAUACUAAGGUGCUUAUAUUAUCUUUGUGGCACGCACAUAUUAAUAAUCACUAUGGACGUUAUUUGAAAUUAUUGACACGUUUUUAUGAAGAAAAACCAUUAAAAGAAGUAGACGAAAAAUGUAUAGAAAUUACAAGGAUCUUGGGUUGGAAUUAUUGGUCGCGUCAUCUAAUCACAAGCAUACCAACACGUUAUCCAGCCGCAUAUAGGACAUUUUGAUCAAUAAUUUAACACAAUUUGUGGCUAUCACCAUAAUAAAAAAAAAAAAACUCUAAAAAUGAGUUUUUAAUUGCACUGUAAUGAUAAUGACAUUGUGUCAUGCAGAUGUAAAAUACAUUUAGAAAAAUAUUAUUUUAUUCAUAGAGAAAAAAACAAAAAUAAUAAUAAUAAUUAUAAUAAUAAUAUUAAUAAUAAUAAUAAUAAUAAUAAUUUAGAGAAAUAAUUAAAAUACUAAACUCUUAUAAAAAAUGAGUCAUAUUCGUACCUACGACGUAUAUGGUUUGUGCAAACCAUCAAAAAAUAACUAUAAAUCGUUUUUUGCUUACACAAAUAUCAUAUAGCAAUAAUUGUAUUGAACAUUUUUCAUUAACACAAUGCAAUGCUAAAGAUUUUAGUUAAAUAUGUGAGAUGAGAUUAGCAAAAUAUUUGACGAUAUAGAUGAAUAUAAAUUUUGAUUGCGAUAUAUGCGGGGCUGACUCUACGCUUCAUCAGAAGUGUUAUAUACUUUGAGACUGCAUUUUAAAGGCGCUUAUUACGUCAUAUUGAUGGCUGAAUAAUUGAUUGAUUGCAUCAAUAAGUUCAGGCUAUAUAACAUACAGACUUCUUUUAUGGAAAAAAAAAAAAAAAAUAAAAAAAAACUAAUUUAUCUAUACUUUAAAUGGCA
Vespula vulgaris is the source of this 4653-nucleotide messenger RNA. Its product is annotated as tripeptidyl-peptidase 2. Gene Ontology annotation, cellular component: cytosol. The transcript has 20 exons. Gene Ontology annotation, biological process: proteolysis. NCBI's taxonomy places the organism in Eukaryota, Metazoa, Arthropoda, Insecta, Hymenoptera, Vespidae. The record is from RefSeq and is a predicted model, not a curated record. The coding region runs from base 66 to 3989 and encodes 1307 amino acids. Gene Ontology annotation, molecular function: serine-type endopeptidase activity; tripeptidyl-peptidase activity.